Phaeoacremonium minimum UCRPA7 is the source of this 2175-nucleotide messenger RNA. RefSeq names its product putative ku family dna protein. Gene Ontology annotation, molecular function: double-stranded DNA binding; damaged DNA binding; telomeric repeat DNA binding. Gene Ontology annotation, cellular component: nucleus; Ku70:Ku80 complex. The record is from RefSeq and is a predicted model, not a curated record. Bases 1 to 2175 code for a protein of 724 amino acids. Gene Ontology annotation, biological process: cellular response to X-ray; double-strand break repair via nonhomologous end joining; DNA recombination. The transcript has 6 exons. Lineage: Eukaryota; Fungi; Ascomycota; Sordariomycetes; Togniniales; Togniniaceae.
AUGGCGGACAAGGAGGCUACAGUCUACAUCAUCGACCUCGGCUCGUCGAUGAGCAACUGCAACAACGGCCGAGUGGAGUCGGACCUCGACUGGAGCAUGCGCUAUGUGUGGGACAAGAUCUCAACCACCGUUUCAGCAUCGCGCAAGACAUGGACUGUGGGCGUGAUUGGAUUGAGAACAGAUGAAACCCGUAAUGCUUUACAGGAUGAUGACGGCUAUGAGAACAUCUCCGUGUUGAAGGACAUCGGUCCUAUAACGAUGUCGGAUCUCAAAGAACUACAGAAUGUGAUCAAGCCCAAUGAGACCUCAAAUGGCGACGCCAUAUCAGCCAUUGUGAUUGCCUCAGAGUUGAUUGAGAAAUUCACCAAGAAACUCAAGUACAAUCGAAAGAUUAUCCUUGUCACAGAUGGUCAGGGUCCCAUCGACAGUGACGACUUGGACGAUAUUGCAAAGCGGAUUAAUGAUAUCGGUAUUCAGCUUAUCGUCAUUGGUGUUGACUUUGAUGAUCCGGACUUUGGCUUCAAGGAGGAAGACAAGCCACGACUGAAGUCCAACAAUGAGAACCUUCUCAAAUCUUUAGUAUCGAAAUGCAACGAUGGCGUGCUUGGCACAAUCGCCCAAGCGGUCGAUGAACUUCAGAACCCACGCGUCAAGCCUGUGAGACUCGUCAAGAAUUACGAUGGCCGUUUGACUCUUGGAAACCCGGACGAGUUCGAGAGCGCAAUGAGCAUCAACGUAGAACGAUGGCCCAAAACCAAGAUUUCCAGGCCCCCUGCUGCCACCACUGUUGUCUUGAAGUCAGACCCUGGUGGGACAUCACAGUCAACACAGACACUCGACGAAAUGGACGGUGUCGAGUACGGUGAUGGAGUGAAUUUCUCAAAUGUCAAGCAGGUCCGUACUUACAAGGUCAAUGACCCCAGUGCCCCGGGCGGGAAGAAGGAAGUCGAAUUUGAAUCAUUGGCCAAGGGCUACAAUUACGGCAGCACAGCAGUGCCUAUCAGCGAGUCCGAGUUUAACGUCACCAAACUUGAGACGAAAAAGGAUUUUUCAAUCGUCGGCUUCAUUCCCUUUGACAGAUAUGAGCCUUUCCUUAACAUGGGCGAAGCUCAUGUAAUCGUCGCGCGCAAAUUCGAUGAACCAUCCGAACUUGCUCUAUCUGCCCUGAUUCAUGCUCUUUACGAGCUGGAGUCAUAUGCAGUAGCGCGAUUUGUCGUCAAAGACGGCAAGGAUCCUGUCCUUUUACUACUCAUGCCCAAUAUUGAGCCGGACUUUGAGUGCCUUUAUGACGUGCCUCUACCUUUUGCGGAAGAUAUACGCUCGUACCAAUUCCCUCCAUUGGACAAAGUCAUCACCAUUAGUGGCAAUACUCUGACGAAGCACCGGCUCCUUCCAGAGGACAAACUCAACCAAGCGAUGAGUGACUACGUCGACUCAAUGGAUCUCUCUACGUUUGGGACUGACGAUGAUGGUAAUCCGGCCGAGUAUGCAACAAUUGAUGACUCUUUCUCUCCGGCCGUUCACAGGAUCAACCAGGCCAUUCGUGUGCGCGCGGUACAUCCUGACUCUCCAGUCCAACCCGUUCCUGAGAAUCUUCUCAAAUUCUCUCACCCUCCACAAGACCUCGUGGAUAAGGCAAAACGCAAGAUAGAAGCCCUCAUUGCAGUUGCUGAUGUUAAGAAGGUACCGGAGAAGGCGAAGGCCCGUGGCGGCAAGAAAGAGUCGGCUCAGCCACUAUCUGGCCUAAAUGUCGACGAGAUCAUGGGUCCACCGAGCAAGCGGAAGAAGGUCUCCCUUGAAAACUCGAUACCUGAGUUCAAACAGAUGAUGGCGGUCACAACGUCAGAUACCGAGAUCGAAGAUGCUGCCAAGCAAAUGGGACAUGUCAUUCGGUCUUUGAUCAAUGACAGCACUGGUGACAGCGGCUACGACAGAGCAGUAGAGAACUUGGGUGUCAUGAGAGAGGAGCUGGCCUCGCUCGAGGUCCCGGCUAUAUACAAUACGUUCUUGCGAGACCUCAAGAAGCGACUGCUAGCGAAGGAAUUAGGUGGCGAUCGUCGAGAGAUGUGGAUGAAAAUUAGAUGGGGGAGAAAUCUGGGUCUGAUCGACUCCAGUCGAUCCGCAGCAUCUGAUGUGACACCAGCAGAAGCCGCUGAGUUCUUGAAGUCCAUAUAG